Molecule: messenger RNA, 837 nt
Organism: Epinephelus fuscoguttatus (brown-marbled grouper)
Lineage: Eukaryota; Metazoa; Chordata; Actinopteri; Perciformes; Serranidae
Gene: aqp12
Product: aquaporin 12
Exons: 3
Coding region: 1-837 (278 amino acids)
Biological process (GO): transmembrane transport
Cellular component (GO): membrane; cytoplasm
Molecular function (GO): channel activity
Source: RefSeq, a predicted model, not a curated record
AUGUCUGGACUGAACGCAUCCCUCGGAUACUUCCUGGCUGCUGUCAUCUUUGCAGCCUCGGUUCGGACUCUCCUUAAAAAAUGGCCACGGUUUGGAUUCAUUUUGGAGUUUGCAUCCUCUUUCAUGCUGGUGGCGUGUUGGCUGGAGGUGCAGACCAUUGUGGAGGUGGGGGAGUGGGCCGGGGGCUUGGGGCCUGAUGUGACUUUAACCAUACUGUUUGUGGUGCUGCUGACCCACGGCAUGAUCUGCGGUGCUGCAUCAGGGAAUCCCACCCUGGUUGUGCUGAAGUUCCUGCAGCUGGAGGCCAACACUCUGCCAACUCUCCUUGCUGUUGCGGCCCAGUUUCUGGGGGCCCACCUUGCCCUCCUUGCAGCUGUGUACUACUGGAGUCUGGAGCUGACCGACAUGCACAUGAUCAAAAAUCUGAUGGUGAGAGAGUGCAGCACAUCCCUGCUGGUGUCUGUGCUUCAGGGUUUUUUCACCGAGUGUGUCUGCACGCUCAUCUUUCAUCUCAUCCAUCUGAACCUGCGGCGCAGAUCGGCUCUGAUCCGGGUGCCCCUGAUCGCCGUCCUCCUCACUUUCCUGUCCCAUACAGCCCGAGGCUACACCUCAGCUUACAUGAAUCCCUCCUUGUCCUAUGGCCUCACCUUCCACUGUCCUGGAUUUACCCUGACUCAGUACGCAGUAGUCUACUGGCUGGGCCCUCUCACUGGCAUGACUCUGGCUCUGCUCUUGUACAUGGGCCAUGUACCAAGGAUCUUUGCGAAGAACCUACUGUAUCUUCAGAAGACACGUUUCCGAGUGCCAAAGGGGGAGAAAGGAGAAAAGAAGAAAUAG